GUUAUUGGUGCACGAGUAACAUCCAAAUAUUUUCACUAAAAAAGAAAAUGAAAAAGAAAGACCCCAAUCCCCAAAUGUAAGGUUUUAUCGCCGUCAUCUCUUCUUCAGAUUCAGACUCCUCUCCGAAACCAGACUUUCAGACGCAAGGUCUCACCGUCGCAGCAGUCCUACUCCGGCAGGUGGCGGACAUCAAUCUCGAAUCUCCUCUCCUCUUUUUCCGCCUUAGAUCGUAGGUCGUCUUCUCCGACCGUCCGGCUCCGGCUUUGUUCAGCAGUACAGCACCGCAGCAAUCCCUCAGGCAUUGCAGUGCUUCAAAAAAAGUCUCUUAACUGAGCACAUCUGAUUUUGCAUUUGGGUCAUUGGAAAAUGGCCAGUGCAUUAUUAGCAAGUAGGGGAGGAGCAUUAGGAGAUCGUGCAUCUGCCUUGUUUAGACUCCCGUUCAGCUCCUUUAGAUAUUUCAGUACUUCUCCUAGUCCUUCGGCAGCAGCGGAUGCCAGUAAGCCAACCCCAAAGAAGAAUAAGAAGAAUAAGAAGAAGAAUCUCUUUGAGGUUGUGCAGUUUCUCCCCAACUGGGGCAUUGGCUAUCACAUGGCCAAAACCCAUUGGGCUGAUGUUUCCUACCAAAUUACCAAGAUCAAUCUGUACAAGAGUGGAAAGCAUGGAAAGGCUUGGGGCAUUGCUCAUCGAGAUGGUACUCCGAUUGCGGAAGCACCCAAGAAAAUUAGUGGGGUCAACAAACGCUGCUGGAGAUACAUUCCAAACUUGAACAAAGUUGAAGAAAACACUCCCAAGAUGGAAAUUCAAUCGGCCUAAUUUCGCCCAUCAUUCUAGCCCAUCUGUGUUUUCUCUGCUCAUGAUUUGAAACUGUUUUUUUGUGGCACUACCAAGAAGGAGCCAUAGUUCUUGAAAGGGGGAAAACAAAAUUCUUUACAUGUCCCUGCAGUUUUGGAUCGCCUCAAACGUACCCGUUAACUAUCGUGCUUUGAAGUUGUUCACUGUUGCUUUGUGGUUGUACAUUGGUUCUAGCUAUGGUACCUUGCUUUCCCUCUUGCUUUGCUGCUUUGUUUUUCUCUCCAUUCUCUUCUCCUCAGGCUUUAUGCAAUGUCUUUAGUUUUUAGAGUUGGGAUUGAUCCCAUUUCAUUCACUAUAUUUUAUUUGUGCUCCUUAGAACAACUCUUUGGUUUAAGAUUGUUUUAGUUAAUGAAACUUUUCUCCUUCA
Cuscuta campestris is the source of this 1219-nucleotide messenger RNA. The record is from the annotation of a GenBank genome assembly. NCBI's taxonomy places the organism in Eukaryota, Viridiplantae, Streptophyta, Magnoliopsida, Solanales, Convolvulaceae.